AUGCCCACCAUUAUCAAUGUCCCACCACCAUCUUACUAUACUCACCAUUAUCAAUGUCCCACCACCAUCUUACUAUACCCACCAUUAUCAAUGUCCCAGCACCAUCUUACUAUACCCACCACUAUCAAUGUCCCAGCACCAUCUUACUAUACCCACCAUUAUCAAUGUCCCAGCACCAUCUUACUAUACCCACCAUUAUCAAUGUCCCAACACCAUCUUACUAUACCCACCACUAUCAAUGUCCCACCACCAUCUUACUAUACCCACCAUUAUCAAUGUCCCAACACCAUCUUACUAUACCAACCAUUAUCAAUGUCCCACCACCAUCUUACUAUACCCACCAUUAUCAAUGCCCCAACACCAUCUUACUAUACCCACCACUAUCAGUGUCCCACCACCAUCUUACUAUACCCACCAUUAUUAAUGUCCCACCACCAUCUUACUAUACCCACCAUUAUCAAUGUCCCACCACCAUCUUACUAUACCCACCAUUAUCAAUGUCCCACCAUUAUCAAUGUCCCAGCACCAUCUUACUAUACCCACCAUUAUCAAUGUCCCAGCACCAUCUUACUAUACCCACCACUAUCAAUGUCCCAGCACCAUCUUACUAUACCCACCAUUAUCAAUGUCCCAGCACCAUCUUACUAUACCCGCCAUUAUCAAUGUCCCAGCACCAUCUUACUAUACCCACCAUUAUCAAUGUCCCACCACCAUCUUACUAUACCCCCCACUAUCAAUGUCCCACCACCAUCUUACUAUACCACAGGUAUCAAUGUCCCACCAUUAUCAAUGUCCCAGCACCAUCUUACUAUACCCACCAUUAUCAAUGUCCCAGCACCAUCUUACUAUACCCACCAUUAUCAAUGUCCCAGCACCAUCUUACUACACCCCCAUUAUCAAUGUCCCAGCACCAUCUUUCUACACCCCCCAUUAUCAAUGUCCCAGCACCAUCUUACUACACCCCCCAUUAUCAAUGUCCCAGCACCAUCUUACUAUACCCCCCACUAUCAAUGUCCCAGCACCAUCUUACUAUACCCACCAUUAUCAAUGUCCCAGCACCAUCUUACUAUACCCACCAUUAUCAAUGUCCCAGCACCAUCUUACUAUACCCACCAUUAUCAAUGUCCCACCACCUUACUAUACCCACCAUUAUCAAUGUCCCAGCACCAUCUUACUAUACCCACCACUAUCAAUGUCCCAGCACCAUCUUACUAUACCCACCAUUACCCCAUUAAUGCGUGUAGCCCCCCCUCAAUGCGUGUAGCCCCCCCUCAAUGCGUGUAG
Pelobates cultripes (western spadefoot toad) is the source of this 1284-nucleotide messenger RNA. NCBI's taxonomy places the organism in Eukaryota, Metazoa, Chordata, Amphibia, Anura, Pelobatidae. The record is from the annotation of a GenBank genome assembly.